AAUGUCGAUCCCCCUCUGCUCCCCUCCACCGCUGCCGUUGGUGAUAGUCACGUUCGCGAUAACGGAGAGUUGUAACCAAGCUUGGUAUUUCUUACUUCUGAUUUGCGCUCGUUCUUCCUGAAACUGCUUCUUCCAAAUCCUCGAUUCUCUACAUCGGAUUUUGACUUCAAAUUUCCUGGUUUAUGCCCCUCACACUUUUGUUUUUUUCCUUGGGGUUUUAGCUGAAGUACUGUAAAGUUCAUUGAUUGCUGCUGAACCUGAAACUAGAGAGGAACUUCCGGUGUAGGAGACAUGUCCAAAUUGCGAACGCUGGUGCAAGCUUCUCUAAAUGCUACUAAGAAGGCCUUUACAUGGAAUGUUGAGGAUUUAAUGCCUCCGACUGAAAGAUACAUAUUCAAUUUCAAUUCAAAGGAGGAGUUGAAAAAAUGGCAUCUAUACUCUGAUUCUGAAUAUGGAGGUUUGUCCUCGGCAUCAUUGGAGAUAACUGAAUCAGAAAAUGGACCGAGUGGGAUCUUCUCGGGAAACCUUUCUUUAGAUGUGUCUCAGGAUUCAAAAUGGAAUAUGAUAAGAAGCGGCUUCUGUGGAAUGCGAUCCAAAAAGGUGUUUGCUUCUUUUCUACAGUUAAAAGAGAGAAGGGAGGGGGGGUUCUCUGGAGUUAGAGCUGAAAUAAAUAAAUCUUCUUUCCUUGAUCUGUUAACUGUUAAGUUUGAUGGAUUUAUAGAUUUGGAUUCGUACGAUACUAUUGCGAUGAAACUCAAAGGAGAUGGAAGAUGCUAUAUAUCUACUAUCUACACAGAAAAUUGGGUAUGUUCACCUGGAGAGCAGGAGGAUAAUUCGUGGCAAGCUUUUGUUUUUAUUCCCAAAGACAACUGGUAUAUUGCAAAAAUUCCUCUUGCUCGAUAUUUACCUACUUGGAGAGGGAACGUUAUCGAUGAAGAGAUGGAAAUGAACCCAUCUCGCAUUCUUGGCAUGUCUCUCUCUGUCAAUGCUGAGGGUGGCGUCCCAGGUGCAAGAUCUGGACCUGGUGAUUUCAGAGUUGAACUUGAUUGGAUCAAGGCCUUGAGAACUCAAUGAAAUCAUGAAGAUUCUCUUUGCAGCUGAAGAAUUUUGAUCCUCUUGUAUAAUGAUGAUAAUAAUAAUAAUGUAUCUCAUGUUUUGGGAGAGGGGAAACAUUCAUGAAUCAUUCUUGUAUCGACAAAAUUUGGAAUUGAUGGCUCGAGCUUUGUAGCAUAUUUAAUAUUUUAGAAAGGAAGUAGUCAUUUUAUGGUUCA
Prosopis cineraria is the source of this 1271-nucleotide messenger RNA. RefSeq names its product probable complex I intermediate-associated protein 30. The coding region runs from base 292 to 1074 and encodes 260 amino acids. Gene Ontology annotation, cellular component: mitochondrion. Lineage: Eukaryota; Viridiplantae; Streptophyta; Magnoliopsida; Fabales; Fabaceae. Gene Ontology annotation, biological process: mitochondrial respiratory chain complex I assembly; mitochondrial electron transport, NADH to ubiquinone. The transcript has 8 exons. The record is from RefSeq and is a predicted model, not a curated record.